Ficedula albicollis (Collared flycatcher) is the source of this 2378-nucleotide messenger RNA. RefSeq names its product phosphatidylinositol 4-kinase type 2 alpha (gene PI4K2A). The record is from RefSeq and is a predicted model, not a curated record. Gene Ontology annotation, biological process: endosome organization; Golgi organization; phosphatidylinositol phosphate biosynthetic process. The annotation marks the transcript as partial. Lineage: Eukaryota; Metazoa; Chordata; Aves; Passeriformes; Muscicapidae. Gene Ontology annotation, cellular component: lysosomal membrane; endosome; trans-Golgi network. The transcript is spliced from 9 exons. Gene Ontology annotation, molecular function: 1-phosphatidylinositol 4-kinase activity.
GGGGGCAGCUACUUCGUGAAGGAUCCGCAGGGGAAAAUCAUUGGCGUCUUCAAGCCCAAGAAUGAGGAGCCAUACGGGCAGCUGAACCCCAAGUGGACCAAGUGGCUGCAGAAGUUGUGCUGCCCGUGCUGCUUUGGGAGAGACUGCCUUGUCCUGAACCAGGGCUACCUGUCGGAAGCGGGUGCCAGCCUGGUAGACCAGAAACUGGAACUCAACAUUGUUCCCCGCACAAAGGUGGUGUAUCUGGCCAGUGAGACCUUUAACUACAGUGCCAUAGACAGGGUGAAGUCCCGAGGAAAGAGGCUGGCCCUGGAGAAGGUGCCGAAAGUUGGUCAGCGCUUCAACCGCAUUGGUCUGCCACCCAAGGUGGGCUCCUUCCAGCUCUUUGUGGAAGGCUACAAGGAUGCAGACUACUGGCUGCGGCGGUUUGAAGCCGAGCCGCUCCCGGAGAACACCAAUCGGCAGCUGCUGCUGCAGUUCGAGCGGCUGGUGGUGCUGGAUUACAUCAUCAGGAACACAGAUCGGGGCAAUGACAACUGGCUCAUCAAGUAUGACUGUCCCCUGGACAGCGCGGGUGUGCGGGACAGCGACUGGGUGGUGGUGAAGGAGCCCAUCAUCAAGCUGGCUGCUAUAGACAAUGGUUUGGCCUUUCCCUUGAAACACCCGGACUCCUGGAGAGCAUAUCCGUUCUACUGGGCAUGGCUGCCCCAGGCCAAAAUCCCCUUUUCACAAGAGAUCAAGGACCUGAUUCUUCCCAAGAUCUCAGACCCCAACUUUGUCAAGGACUUGGAGGAAGAUUUGUAUGAGCUCUUCAAGAAAGACCCCGGCUUUGAUAGGGGACAGUUUCACAAGCAGAUUGCUGUCAUGAGAGGCCAGAUCCUGAACCUGACUCAGGCGUUGAAAGAUGGGAAGAGUCCACUGCACCUGGUUCAGAUGCCACCUGUGAUUGUGGAAACAGCGCGUUCCCACCAGCGCUCCACCAGUGAGUCCUACACGCAGAGCUUCCAGAGCCGGAAGCCUUUCUUCUCAUGGUGGUAGCUGUGGGAGCCACGGGCAGGGCUUGGCCACCUCGGACUAGCACUGCGAGAGGAGCUGGGCCGCUGCUGGGACUCGACCUUCAGCGUAGAGCGAGCAGAUAUGGCUGGAAGAACCUGCAGCUGAACUGAAGGAGCCAGGCAGAUUGGGCAUGGUGCCUCCCUAGCUCCACUGGAGCUUGGUGCCCUGCCUGGGGCAGAGGCCAGGGGGAGGUGUGGGAAUCUGCCAGGAACUGUGGCAUGGCUGGGACCCUGCUCCUGCCUCUGUUCCUUGGCCUGCAUGCGGUUCUGAGCACCCCUGCUUGGGGCUGGGAUGAACAGGCUACCUGAGCCAGGAUCCGUCCAGCCCUUUACACCAGCCACUGGCCCUUUUUUUUCCCCCACCAUGCCAGCUGCCAGGCUGGGAAGGCCUUUAGCAGGUGAUACCCGCUCUGUUUCCCUGAGGGUGUGCUGUACUCCUCCACUGUCCCUCCGGUGCCCCAACCACGUGCACGCUGCUUUCCUCAGGGGGAGUUCCUGCCGCCCACUGGCGUAGCGGGGACCGCAAUGAACGGUUGUUCUCUGGCUAGAGGCUCGAGGAGGGGACAUAAGAGGGACAACACAUGGUAUUGGCUUGGGUGCUGUUAGACAGUAAGGGGAAAAAGGUGCUGGCUUGUCCCUGUGAAGAGCAGGUGGCUUUGCAGAGCUCUCCCCUUCUGCCCCAGUCCAUUUCCCCUGCCUGGUCUCCAUGGCUGCUCUUGCUUGACUUUUUCCCCUCUCCCAGCAAGCUUCCUGGCUGCUGUGCAGCCAGCAUGGUGCCAGCCUCGUCUGUGCCUAGGGACCCUCUGAGGGGCAGGGGCUGCCAGGGAAGGGCCAGAGGGGCUCUUCCACCACAUGGGUGGGAGCACUGGGGGACCAGCAUGGAUUCCUGGCUGCCCUGGAGCUGACAAUCUCGUAGGCCUGCUGUGCAUGGGGGAGGCAGGGAGCCCCUCCCUCACCAGCAGCUGCUGAGUUUUAUAAAACAGCACCAGGGCUGCUGCCUGCACCCACUUGCCUUGAGCUCUGAACUUCUCAGGCUGCUGGGGAAAAGUCAGUGUUGGGUCUUGUCCUGUUAACCCAUCUUUGGGGAGUGAGAGGGAUGGAGGCAGGUGAACCUGGGAAGGCAGAGCAGUUGCUUUGUCUCUUGCAAUGGGAAGGGGGCUCAGCACUGCCUGUAUAAGCACAGAGGGGACAGCAGUGGAGAUCCCAAUUCCCCAGCCAGGCCCAGCUGCAUUUGACUGACCCAAAAUGUAUUGUUCUAAUGCACUGUAGAAAUGUAUGUAAUGUAUUUAAACCAUGAAUAACAGAGCUGCCAUUCAGCUUGCU